Chaetura pelagica (chimney swift) is the source of this 2220-nucleotide messenger RNA. It is a transcript of the gene MCUB, whose product is annotated as coiled-coil domain containing 109B. Gene Ontology annotation, cellular component: mitochondrial inner membrane; uniplex complex. The record is from RefSeq and is a predicted model, not a curated record. The coding region runs from base 1 to 2088 and encodes 695 amino acids. Gene Ontology annotation, molecular function: calcium channel inhibitor activity. The transcript has 15 exons. Gene Ontology annotation, biological process: calcium import into the mitochondrion; mitochondrial calcium ion homeostasis. NCBI's taxonomy places the organism in Eukaryota, Metazoa, Chordata, Aves, Apodiformes, Apodidae.
AUGAAUGCCAUAAAGCUCCUUGCGCUGCUUGUGCUAAGCCUCAUGCAGCACCCGCAGAUGGUGGGUGAUGGGCUGAGCGAGGAGACACGUGUGUGCUGGCAGAAGUACGAGGAGAUGCCAGACCAGGAGGCGACUCGGCUGCUGCAGAAGAUGGAGCAGAAAGCAAAGGAGCAGAGUGGCUUAGCCUGGGGGACCCUGAUCUUUUCAGCCUUGCUGCAGUGGCAGUUCUGGGUUGUUGAUGGAGUCCUGAUCCUGCUCUUCAGGCUCUACUGGCGGCUCAGGAAGAGAAGCUGUUCCAGACAUGAUGUUUGGGGUGCAGCAAGCAAUGUCAGCUAUAGGCCAUUGCUAGAGUCCUGGUUCUGCUCUUUGGACUUUGCCAGUGGCUCAGGAAAAGGAGUUGUGAGCCCUGUAGCAAUGGUGAAGAAGGGAACUCCAGCAGAAACUCAUAGCAGGAGAAGGAUGAGGAGUGGGAGAAGGAAGAAAGAGCAGGAGAAGAUCCUCAUGAUGACAGGGAUCUGGCCAGCCCCUCCAUGGGCAUGCCUUCCACCUGGAGCUGGGAACCACACACAGGAGGUGCUGGCAAGAGACUCCUGUGUCCACGUGGAGCUGGACUGGACCCACACAAAGGAGCGGCUGGUGGACAACCUUCUGUGCUUCCUCCACCACCCUGAUGAUGCACUGAGGAAAGCCCUGUGUCAACCCCCUACCAGAAGAAUAAAGGUCCCUGAGAUUCAGCAGCAUCUGCACUCCUCGGAACCUCUGUGGGUCCAGCUGCUGCUCCUCUGGACCCACAGGGCUGGAGCCCCUCAUGUGAAGAAACACGGUCAUGGCAGGAUUCCUGAUCCAGGGAGCAAAGUUGGGUUAGCAGUUGGGGCAACUCCGAGGGUUGCGGUGACGAGGGCAGAGAGAGGUCUGGGAGCUAGGCUGAACGAGGGUAUCAGAAAUGAGCCUGUAGUCACAAGAUUUUUGGGCAGAUUUAUGGAGCAUCUACAAUCCCCAGAAGAGGUCAUGAUAGAGGAAGAGUUUGACAUGGUAGAUGAAGAUUGGGGUAUCAGAAAUGAGCCUGUAGUCACAAGAUUUUUGGGCAGAAGACUUGGACUCUGCAGUGUUAAUAUCCCAGCGUGUGCUGCAGAGACCUGGGAGUUGAGCCCUAGCUCUGUUGGCUGGGCACUGCGUGGCUCCUUUCUGGUGUGCAGCGCUACUCACACAUUUCGCUCUUCUGCCUCUCCCAAACAAGUAUGUUUUUGUGGAAAAGUAACUAUUCAUUACAGACAUGGUCUUCCUGUGAUAACUCUCACGCUGCCCUCAAGAAGCGAACGCUGUCAGUUCACUGUUAAGCCAAUGGUGACCACCAUAGGGGCAUUCCUGCAGGAUCUGCAGAGAGAAGACAAAGGAAUUCAGAGAGCACAAGUCUUAGCAACAGAUGGUAGCAAGGUCUCUGAUGCAACCUUAAUGGAGGUCUUACUGAUGAAUGACUUUAAACUUGCUAUCAACAACACAGCAUACAGUGUGUCACCUCCUGUAAAAGAUAAGCUGGGUAGUGAGCAUGCUACUGAAAUGGAAGAUAUUAAAUCCUUGGUUCACAGACUCUUUGUGGCUCUACAUUUAGAAGAUCACCAGAUCAGGAAAGAGAGAGAAUUGCUACAGAAACUAGACCAUCUGAAAGAAGAGCUGCUGCCUCUUGAACAGAUGAAAGCCAGAAUCGCAGACAAUGCAAGUGCACAGACCUCCAGGCUUCUGUGGGUUGGCUUAGCUCUGAUGUCAGCACAAGGGGGAGCGUUGGCAUGGCUCACGUGGUGGGUCUACUCAUGGGACAUCAUGGAGCCAGUCACAUACUUCAUCACUUACGGGGGUGCCAUGGCUUUCUAUGCCUACUUUGUUCUCACUAAACAGGACUACAUUUACACUGACGCUCAAGACAGGCAGUUCCUCCACUACUUCUAUCGGAAAUCCAAAAAGCAGCAUUUUGAUGUGGAACGAUAUAACAAGCUCAAGGAAGACCUAGCAGAGGCAGAAGAAUCCCUGAGGCGUCUGCGCCAACCUCUGCACCUGAGGCUUCCAAUCCAGGAAAUCAAUGACAAGGGCUGACGUUGGUUUUGUAUAUAUUAGAAUUACCCUUUGAAAGACAAUAUGAACAUUUAGUUACACUAUAGAAACUGGAUAUUUUUGACCACUAUAGUUUUGAAAGUUGCAAUAAAUAUCUAUAAAAAGUAUUUGGUC